GCAGCUAUUGCUUAUUUUGUUUAACUUAAGCCUAUGGCUUGGAGGUGUCAUGUCUGUCCCUAAUUAUGCUACAAAUUAUGCAGAAAACAGCGGGAGUUGCGAUUUUGCCAACAACAUUGAACUAAAUCUGAUCUGCAAGAGUGUGAUCAACUCGGACCUGGUACUACGUUGGGCUGAUGAGCGUGUGAUAAAGGGUGUUCCCUAUUCGGUGUGGCGUUCCAGUGACUCGAACCAAAACGUGAUUCUAGUGUCAUUCUACGCAUCGAAGAUUGUAAAUUCUAAUGUGAUUACCGUUGAUCCAGACCGAUUUCAGAUACUUGGCAAAAACAAUAAUAAUAAUGUCAAAGACUUUUCGAAAGUGCAUUUCACUCAUUCGGAUAUGCACUGCUUGAACUUCUCCCUACGUUAUUUUAACGAGCUGUUGCACAGCUGUCGCAAUGAGCCGAUCGAUCUGGAUGAGGUGGCCAUGGAUCAUGGAAUAUUACAGUAUACAGAAAAAAAAUUACCCAGGCUGGCUGCCUCUAGGAGCAAUUCUCCAAUUCCAAUUCUCUCCCUGCUCGUAGUUAUAGCAGUUUACCUCAAAUCAAUAUAAGUCGUAUUGGCUUACAAAAAUUGUGUCUUUAAUGUUAAUAAAUGUAUGCUGUGAAUAUAUAUGGUUGAUGUAUGUAAGACAGGAAAGAAAAAUCGUUGGCAAAGUCGGAAAAGUCGUUGGAAAAGGGGGUUUCUGAAAUAGUUAUGCAGACAAG
Drosophila grimshawi is the source of this 746-nucleotide messenger RNA. RefSeq lists its product as uncharacterized. The coding region runs from base 50 to 592 and encodes 180 amino acids. The record is from RefSeq and is a predicted model, not a curated record. The transcript has a single exon. NCBI's taxonomy places the organism in Eukaryota, Metazoa, Arthropoda, Insecta, Diptera, Drosophilidae.